GUUAUCCAGAGGCUAAUAAUGCGUCUGAGGAAUAGCUCCAUGGAUGGUUCAGAUGGCAGCCAGCUGUUUGAGGAUACAAGUAGAGCUGGGUCUGGAUCUCAGACAGGUUACAGGAACCAGCAGGCCGGGCCUCAAGCAGCAGGAUUUCCUGGCCAGUCCCUCCUGUCAGACCCCAUGUCUAACCUGGCCAUGGCGUACGGCAGCUCGUUGGCUUCCCAGGGGAGGGAAAUGGUGGACAAGAAUUUGGACAGGUUCAUCCCAAUUUCUAAGCUGAAAUACUACUUUGCUGUGGACACAGUGUAUGUGGGAAAGAAGCUGGGCCUUCUAGUUUUCCCUUACAUGCAUGAGAACUGGGAGGUGAGCUAUCAGCAGGACACUCCUGUGGCUCCACGCUUUGAUGUGAACGCUCCCGAUCUUUACAUCCCUGCCAUGGGCUUCAUAACGUACGUCCUGGUGGCUGGACUGGCCCUCGGCACGCAGAACAGGUUUUCCCCAGAGCUGCUGGGAGUUCAGGCCAGCUCAGCGUUGGUGUGGUUGAUCAUGGAGGUCUUGGCAGUCCUGCUGUCACUCUACCUUGUGACUGUUAACACUGACCUCACAACCAUAGACUUGCUGGCCUUUUCUGGCUACAAAUACGUUGGGAUGAUCGUAGGUGUAGUAGCAGGCCUCUUGUUUGGGAAGCCAGCAUAUUAUCUCUCUCUACUGUGGUGCUGUGUUGCCAUCUUUGUCUUUAUGAUCCGCACUUUGCGUCUGAAGCUGUUAUCCGAGGCAGCGGCAGAGGGGAGGCUGGUGAGAGGGGCCAGAAAUCAGCUGAGGAUGUACCUCACCAUGUCUAUAGCAGCAGCACAACCCAUCUUCAUGUACUGGCUCACAUACCACCUCAUCAGAUAAAGCCCAGAAUGCACGCUCACUUAUGUAGAAGAUGAACUUGGCUGUCCGAAUGCCAUCUCACCCUUUAAAAAAGUAAAUAAAUAAACACUCAACACACACAUCAUUGAAGCUGGACUUGGAUGAAACACACAAGUUAUCUGGAUAUCCCAUCACAAAAAGACAGAACUAUACUUUCACAAGACUCAGUCUGUGUAUGCAUGGAGCAAAACAACACAUGCUACAAGACUAUUAAGAGAACAUGUGAGGCUUUAAUGCCUUUUCUCUCACAGCACAGCCCUAUUUCAUUAGUUUUGCCUUUUUUGUCUUUUUUAUGUAAUGUUUUCAAAAUUUCAAUUUGUAGCAAGAGCAAGUGGCUUUAAGUUGUUUUUCUAUACUGUGUAAUUAUUUGUUAAUUAUGUUUUUUUUUUAGGAAUAUUUAAGUAUGUAUGUUUGUGUAUAGCAAAGGUAUUAUUGCUAAUAUUGGUCUGGUCUGAUAUCUCAUAAGUGAUUGUUUCUGAGCCAAUAGGAAGAAAAGCGCACUACCCUCACACAAACCGUCCAUUUCAUGUAAGCGAAGAGUUCAAAUCCAGGUUUAGAAGUGAUCAGGUGGCUCUGCUUUGAUGUUUUGACUGGAGCAACUUCUUUUCUGGUCUGAGAAAGGUCCCACACUUUUCUGUUCAUGUUAGAUCAGGAAACAAGGAUUAUUUUACUGGUCUGUGUGGGAGUAGUGUCACCUCUGUUUUGUCUGUUUCAUCUAUUUGUGCUUUGAUACAUGUAUGAGCUUUGCUGCCUAAAGUCUUGAAUAGAAAUAUCGAAAGCCACGAUGACAUUUAAGUGUAGACCUCACGAUGAAUUGAGAUUGUUUUAAAAACAGAGUAAAUUAUAAUUUACUGUUUUUCAUAUUGAAAGUCAGAUGGAAUAAAGAAAGGGAAGAGUCGAGAUGGCCUGUUCUGUGAAUUUUUUUUUUGGUCUCCUAGAGAUACUUGAAAUAUUUUAAUGUCAGAAAUGUGCUUCGUGCUUUAAUGUGCUUAUGAAUCAUCUAGUGUCACUAUGAAACAUACUGCCUAUGCUUUUAUUUAUAUAGCCAAUGUUAACUCAAACCAGGGUAGGAUUCACAUUCAUUUAAAUUAAUUCAGGAAACUUCAAAAUUCAGGACUUUUUUUCAUUCUCCUUAAAUGAAACUUAUUGAUGAAUGCGGAAAUGCUUAUCUCUGUUAACUAAGGUGCCAAUAAAAACUUUCAAAUA
Messenger RNA from Lates calcarifer (barramundi perch), 2115 nucleotides. Its product is annotated as protein YIF1B. The record is from RefSeq and is a predicted model, not a curated record. Lineage: Eukaryota; Metazoa; Chordata; Actinopteri; Centropomidae. The transcript is spliced from 7 exons. Gene Ontology annotation, biological process: endoplasmic reticulum to Golgi vesicle-mediated transport. Gene Ontology annotation, cellular component: COPII-coated ER to Golgi transport vesicle; endoplasmic reticulum membrane; Golgi membrane. The coding region runs from base 19 to 891 and encodes 290 amino acids.